AUGCCGUCGCUCUACGAGUCAAUUCCCCCUGGACGCGCUCACAAAAGAUGCCAGGUAUAGCCAGGAAGCUCCUCAUCUUCGCGGCUGUCGACGGGCUGGUUCUUCAGCCCUCUCCUCCCCGCAAUCAUCCGCCCGCGACGCAGCAGGCCAUCAAGGUCGACUACAAGGGCAAGGUUGGCCCACUGCUUAAAGACCGACGCGACGAGGACACUGCGCCAUCAUCGCUCGAAGCGCACGGCGUUGUUGGGCUCCUCAAGGUUGCUACUUCGUACUUCCUAAUCUCGAUAUGCGGUCGCGAACAGGUCGCGCAGAUACGAGGCAAGCCGAUAUACAAAAUCACCGAUGUCGCACUCAUCCCGCUCUCCUCGCAAUCCGACGCAGACAAGGCUAUUGUAACCACGCGAGAACGCCAGAAGCGACAAAACAGGGCACCAGGAGCGGAAGAUGAGGACUCUGGCAGCGAGAGCGAUGAUGACACACCCAGUGUAACUGAAUCGCUAGUCGAAGAAGCCACAACUGGCCAAGGCGACACCAAGGAUUCGGCGACAGGGCAGCGGCGCAAGACGAGUGUCGCGGAAGAUGUCAUACAGCGCAAAGGUGUAUACGGUAGAUUUGCCGAGCAGUGGUUCUCCAGGAAGGGGUGGAGUGCAGAAAGCAGGCGACUGCAGGGGUUGAGCUCAGAGGAGAAUCUGGCUACAAAGAAUAUACCAGAGAACGUCGAUUCGAUUAUAAGCAAGGGUGAGGAGCACCCCACGGGCGAGUCGAAGCCAGAUGCUAUUCCAAAUGACGACAAGAACGUACAAGAGCCCGUAAGCCCGGGCGAGAUACCAAAGGCCUUGAGCGGUGAAAAGGAUGCGACGACAGUAGCACUACUACCAAAGAUUUUGCAGACGACGCGGAUGUACUUCUCCUCCGGCAAUUUCUUCUUUUCUUACGAGUACGACAUAUCACACGGCGCCGGGGAACAGAAUCCUACUUCUAGUCUACCCCUCUUCAAGCAGUUUGACCCUCUGUUCUUUUGGAACCACCAUAUCGUUUCACCCUUUAUAGACGCCGGUCAGCACUCGUUCGUUCUUCCGAUUAUGCAAGGUUUUGUCGGUCAACGGCCUUUUACCAUCAAAGUAGCAGACUCCCAGUCGAACAGUCUAGUCGUAGACCCAAGUGCCACCCCUGACGAUAUCCAGCUGCAGUCCUGGCAGGAGAAGCAGAAACAGGAAGCGGAGGCUAGCACUGAAACCGUGCCGACAGAGCCUACAACUUCAAAUGGCAAAGACUUCUUACUGACACUCAUCUCUCGACGAUCCACCAAGCGAGCUGGACUACGCUACCUGCGCCGAGGGACAGACGACGAGGGCUCCACUGCGAACAGCGUCGAGACUGAACAAAUCCUGUCAUCCCCGGCAUGGAAUGCCUCGCAAGAUAAAAUAUUCUCCUUUACACAAUGCCGUGGCUCAAUCCCGCUCUUUUUUUCUCAAUCACCAUACAGCCUCAAGCCACAGGUCAGCACCUGGGGCUCUUUCGAGACGAAUGCUACAGCGUUCAAGCGGCAUUUCGCCGAUCUUUCUAGCAGAUAUGGCGAGAUCUACUGCGCUUCACUCAUUGACAAGCAUGGCACGGAGGCGAAGAUUGGCGAGCUGUAUGAGAGUCAUGCGAAGGCUCUCAACGAGAAGGGCGGUAUUGAUGGAAAAGGCAAGCAACUAGGCUUCGAGUGGUUUGACUUUCACAAUGUUUGCCGCGGCAUGCGUUUUGAAAACGUCUCGAAGCUAAUGGACUCGCUGGAACCAUUCAUGAAGUCCACCAGCUGGGUGGAGAUCACGAAUGAUGAGGUCAAACAGAAACAGACAGGCGUGCUGCGCACCAACUGCAUGGAUUGUCUCGACCGGACCAACGUGGUUCAAUCUGCUUGCGCUCGGACAGCGCUCGAGGCACAACUCUGUGCCGGUAGCUUUACCAUUGAUCUUCAGCACGAUCCUAGCACCUCUUGGUUCAAUACGCUCUGGGCCGACAAUGGCGAUGCGAUCUCUCGCCAAUACGCCGGCACUGCAGCGCUUAAGGGCGAUUUCACGCGCACGCGGAAGCGACAACUUACAGGCGCAUUGACUGACUUCGGACUCACGCUCACAAGGUACUACAACAACAUUGUCAACGACUACUUUGCUCAGGCAGUCAUCGAUUAUCUGCUCGGCCGCGCCACAGACACCAUCUUCGCCGAGUUCGAGGCAGACAUGAAGAGCUCAGAUUACUUCAUUGAUGUUCGCAAGGUCCGACAACAAGCCAUCGAGCGCUCUGCAGGCAUUGUUAUAGAAGAUGAUGACGAGGACUUGAUUCAUGGGUGGACAUUGAGCGUACCGACUGCCGUGAAUCAAGUAAAGACGACCACGUUUGAAGAGGCAGUUCUUCUACUUACCGAAAAGGCACUGUACUUCUGCCGUCUUGACUGGGGUACUGAAAAGGUCCGCGAAUUUGAGCGGAUCCAGCUCGAGAACGUAAGGGGCAUUAUGCGCGGUGUGUACAUUACCUCCACGCUUGCGCAGCGACAUGUGGAUACGGAGAAGAACGUGGGGUUUAUCAUCCGAUAUCGCGCUGAGAGUGGGGGCGAGCUGAUACGGAGAAACACCAGGGCGCUAGAUUCUGGGGCUCCCAAUGAUGCUCCCGGGAAAAAGGACGCGAAGAAGCAACAGAAGCACGAUGAGGCUGGUCGCUUCCUGGCUUUCAAGGCACUGCCACCGUGGAGUAGUAAUCCUUCCUCGUCUAAGGAUACACAAAACUCGCCGGAGAACGAGGUCGAGGUUGUGAGAUCAGUAUGCGACGAAAUCGUACGCGUUAUCAACGAGACGAAGAAAGAGAACGCAGAGAAGCAGAAUAUACCGAAUACAAAUCAAGAGGAGAAGGGGAGUGGGGAGAACAGGGACACCGAGCUGAAGGUCGAAGAAAAAGAUAUUAUCAGCAUUGCGGACGCGAAGAGAAGUACCGGGUACCUGGAGCAGUUUGAGUACUCGCUGAAGAAACUAGUCUGGGGAUAAUGCACUUCCUUCCCGCAUGGGUCUGGGAAUAAGCAUCGUGGGCAGGGGGCACGACUUUAUGGUUGAUGAGAUAUACCUUGGGUAACUACUAGGCACACAACGGUAAAGAGGAAUUCUGUACAUACCUGGACGCAACUAUAGUAAAUUACUAAUCCUACAUUGCUUCACCUGG
Molecule: messenger RNA, 3195 nt
Organism: Cucurbitaria berberidis CBS 394.84
Lineage: Eukaryota; Fungi; Ascomycota; Dothideomycetes; Pleosporales; Cucurbitariaceae
Exons: 3
Coding region: 48-3023 (991 amino acids)
Biological process (GO): phosphatidylinositol dephosphorylation
Cellular component (GO): endoplasmic reticulum
Molecular function (GO): phosphatidylinositol-4-phosphate phosphatase activity
Source: RefSeq, a predicted model, not a curated record